CUGCACUGGGAAGGCAGCGGCAUAUGUUACUGUUGGCAAAGCAUUUGGAGAAGGUUGAUGUUUGAUCAUGUGGCGAGGGGAGCAUGUUCCACAGGCUUUCCAGGCCCCUGUGGAUGUCCACGCCAGUGCAGAUGGCCAGGUGUACAUGUUCAAGAGGAGGCCAAAUGAAUCUGGUGCAUCAUCAGAAGAUGACGAGCUCAGUGUCAUGGAGAUUAGGCCACAGGCUUUCCAAGAGCAGAAACAGGACAGACUGAGGAACGUCCAGCUGCUCGAGCGGGAGGUGUUGGAUGGUGACAAUCUCAACAAGCUCGCACUGCAGUAUGGCUGUAAGGUGGCAGAUAUAAAGCGGGUUAACAACCUUAUACAGGAACAAGAUAUAUUUGCACUGAAAUCCAUCAAAAUACCAGUUCAGAAACACAGCUUUUUAACAGAGACUUACUCAGACCUGUGUGACCCUCAAGAAGAAAUACCACAUUCAUCUACCACGCCGGUGGAGACUCGGGACAGAGCCAGAGCACAACCACAUCUCAAUGAGGUCACGGACUUUCUGAUGGAUGUGGACAAUGAUAUUGAGAAACUGAUUCAGACCACAAAUGAUCAUGAUACGGAUUUCAUGGAUGACUCUGAGAGAGCGCACAGGUUUGGUUUCAGAGGAAAGCGCCUCAUCAGUCACGGUGCAGACUGGGGCAUCCAGUGGUGGAACGCUGUGAUUGCCAUGCUCCUGAUAGGCAUUGUCCUACCAUUAUUUUAUGUGAUUUACUUCAAAACAAAAUCUAAUGGAGUAGCUUCACCAGCAGAUGGUAGUGGUGCACCACUAUCAUCUAUCACCUCUUCAAACAGAUCAGAGACAGGAAAGCCAGGAUAGUGCAGACUCAAAAGUAAGUGACAAUCAAGAUAAAGCC
Scomber scombrus (Atlantic mackerel) is the source of this 902-nucleotide messenger RNA. It is a transcript of the gene lysmd4, whose product is annotated as LysM, putative peptidoglycan-binding, domain containing 4. Bases 68 to 865 code for a protein of 265 amino acids. Lineage: Eukaryota; Metazoa; Chordata; Actinopteri; Scombriformes; Scombridae. The transcript has 3 exons. The record is from RefSeq and is a predicted model, not a curated record.